Messenger RNA from Culicoides brevitarsis, 1929 nucleotides. Its product is annotated as amino acid transporter heavy chain SLC3A2-like. The record is from RefSeq and is a predicted model, not a curated record. The transcript is spliced from 5 exons. Gene Ontology annotation, molecular function: L-alanine transmembrane transporter activity; L-leucine transmembrane transporter activity; aromatic amino acid transmembrane transporter activity. Bases 49 to 1824 code for a protein of 591 amino acids. Gene Ontology annotation, biological process: phenylalanine transport; carbohydrate metabolic process; L-leucine import across plasma membrane. Gene Ontology annotation, cellular component: apical plasma membrane; basolateral plasma membrane. NCBI's taxonomy places the organism in Eukaryota, Metazoa, Arthropoda, Insecta, Diptera, Ceratopogonidae.
UUUCUGGACAAAUUGCUGCCAAAAUUUCAAUAAUUGGGUAAUGUUGUGAUGAGUAAUCUCGAAGAACUAGCAGCAAGAGGAAACGGCGGCGUCAACAACACCCAACAGCAGUACCUGAGUGUUGAUUCCGCGUCACUCAAUACAUCGCCAUCUGCUUCGACAUUUCUCCCGGACCAGAAUUCCUCGACAUGCCUGCUGUUGCCGAAUAGUCCGAGUCCCGAUCCCGAAUUGACGCAUCCGUUGACGCCGGGUCUCGAGGAUGCCAGUGAACCUGCGGACAAUGGAGCUGACGAUGCAAACUCGACAAACUCGUCAUCAGGCAGCAGUGGUGGCAUUAAUAUGGUCGUUAUGAUAGACACGGAUCAAACAAACACAAAUGACUUCAAUAUCAAUAAUCGCAAGGGCAAUAAUUAUAAUCACAAUAAUAAAUCACCGGAGUUUUGUAUGGAUAACAAAAAAACUGUGACAAAAGUCGGAGAUAUUCUAAUAACGUGCACUGAUCAAAUUCCGCCGUUCGUUGAUUGGAAUUGGCCAUUAAUACGCAAAUGGUCGUUCUCACUGUUCCUCUGUAUCAAUAUUGGUGUGAUAGGAUUCGUAAUUGCCAUGAUGAGUACACUGCCAAAGACAUGCAAUCCACCUAAGAAAUGGUAUCAAGGAAGUGUUUUCUACGAGAUUCAACCACAUGGUUUGAAAGAUUUGUACGGUCGAGUGCAAUAUUUCAAGGAUCUCGAAGUGUCUGCCGUCCGUUUGAACUCAAUUUUCCCGAAAGAUCCGCACAAUCAGCAAGGCACCACGACAUAUUUCAGCAUCGAUCAGAAUUUGGGUGAUUUUGCGGAUUUCGAAUCGCUCGUGUACAAUUUGCAGCACAACGGAAUCAAGCUCAUCUUGGAUUUGCCGUUGUCGCCGCUCGUGAAAAAAUUGCAUGUGAGUGAGCAUGUCAGCGAAAUUCAAGGACAAGACACCAAUGCGGCAGUUCAACAUCAUUUGAGUGCGCCCGGCAGUACAACUAACGAUAAUCUCAUCCUGAAAGCCAUCAAAUUCUGGACCGAAAAGGGCGUCGACGGCUUUUACGUCAAAGACUUGGAACAAUUUCACAACGAUUCAUUUUUACUGAGUAGCGUUAAGGAAUGGAAGUUUCUGCUGGGCGACAAUCGAUGUCUAAUUGUCAGUAGUGCACUCGUGGAUGCCGUCAAACACAACAAAACGUUGCUGGAAUUGCUUCUGCCGCACAUUGACUUGGUCGAUACGUUGCUCGAUGUGAAUGGCACGAGCGCAAAAGUGAUAGGCGAUCAAAUUGCCGACGCAAUUACGGGUCAUGCGGGCUUAAGUAGCACAACGUGGCUGCAUUGGACGAUCAAUCGACGCGAUUUGCCGCUAAUUUACUUCGAAAUGCUCCUGCCGGGCACGAUAAAUUUGUAUCUCGGCGAAAAAUUACCGGAAUUUGCGUCGACAGAACCGCAUUUAGUCCCUCCUAAUCCUCCUCCAUGGUUGCCAAAAAUACAAGAAUUGAUUGCGCUGCGUAACAACUCGCCAUCCAUCUAUCUCAUGCAUUUCACGCGACAAAAUCAAGAGUCGAAGCUAACCCCAACGACAAAUAUCAGACAAACCACAGACGAUUUAAUAGCAAUAGAAAGACAUUAUCCGCGUCGGCUGAACUAUGCCGUUGUCACAAAUCGCUCGAACAAGACGGUUCACGCAGAUCUGUCGGACAGCUUCUUUAGUGGCGACGUCAUUGUCGGUCCCGCGACGCAAAACUCAAAGAUAUUUUUUAGGGAAUUCGAAAUAGCCAGUUUAGACACGAUAAUUGUUAAGUUAGACAAGUAAGGCGACAACAAAGUAAGAGAGAUAAAUAUAAAUAAUUAUUAAAAUAAUGAUAAUUAGAGACUAGAGGAACAAAGUAGUUGUGCGACAGCAUUUUUUUAUGUUUAA